ACACACACGUCUCUCAUCUCUCACUGUAGAUGUUCAGUUUCGCUCAGUGCUACUGCUAACUUAUUUACUUAUUUAUUUUCUUUCUUUAUCAGUUUCUCUCUCAGCUCCUUCCUUCCUGUCUCAGUUCUGAUGUAGUGGUGAAGUUUGUUGGAGGUGUUUGACGGUCAGGUCCCCAGUGUGAGCUCGAUAAACAAGCAAAACUUUGAGUACGAACGCAAAAGAAAACAGUAAACAAACUUUUCCAGACAGAAUGACUUUGAGCAGCAGAAAUGGACCAGUGGAACAGUUCAGCUGUGUGACUGUAGCCACGCCUGAUGCAGUGAUUAGCGGCGUUGCGCUGACUGGAUUAGCUUAAUGGAAGGUGGCAGAAGGUGAAGUGGUGUCCUGGGUGUCUCUGGUCUUUAUCUGAGAGACGCUGUCAGGUGCACAGCUACGUUUCUGCGCAGGUGAGCGAGCGGUGAAAUAUGUCGAACCAUGUGUACUGUGAUCGCAUGCUUCCUCAUACGCCAGCUCAUUAAGUUUGCCAUCGCCGUUCUGACCACGCCGAAAGCGUCCACACGCAUCACUCCUACGCCGACCGAGGGUCUGCAGCCGCUGGAGGAGAAAGGAGACACAGAAAGUAAACAGGAGCUGGUCAACACCUGAGAAACACACACAGGUCUAACUAAAGGAGCGUCCAUAAGGAGGAGGUGUCCCAGCACAUCUACACCCCUGCAUCCUGUCUGCGCUGGAUUUAUUUAUAAAUCAUCAAGGGGGGGAGGCUGAUAGAACCCAGAGCAUGAAGCCCAGCUGCUGAGACGGCGUUCACACACACUCCGCUCACCCGGCUGGAUGUGUGUGUUCCUUGCCGGAGUCCAGAGCCGAAAACACCACGGCGGCCUCCCGGAGCCCAGCGGAGAUGCCCACCGAGACGCUGCCGCCAGAUAGCAAGGCGUUGGGCGCUGGUGGUGCCGUGGCCUCGGCCGUACCUCUCCGAAUAUUAAACAAAGGUCCUGAAUAUUUCAGAAGAGCCACAGAACCCAACCCGAAGCGCCUGAGUGCUGUGGAGCGACUUGAAGCUGACAAAGCCAAGUAUGUCAAGAGCCAGGAAGUGAUAAAUGCAAAGCAAGAACCGGUGAAGCCUCAGGUUCUCGCAAAGCGGAGCCCAGGGGUGAGUUCGGCUCUUAAAGCCUCCAAUAAUAACGCCAAAUCAGACACUUGCGCCAGCUCCAAGCGUGAAAAUCUCAACCUGGAGAUCCUGAAGAACCUGCUCAACAGCUCAUCAUCAGCAGAAGGACCUGCUAAAAGCUCAGUGGCGAGGAGCUGGGCACCAGAAUCCGGGCAUCGCUCCUUUCCUGAAUCCUUAAAUGUCCCAGCUGCAGCCUUUCAUGGCCGGAAAAGCCCCCAGAACCUGAACCUAAGUCGUGGACUUAUGGAGAACCACGGGGCUGAGGGCGAUCGAUUACCACUCCAUGCUUCUCAGAGUUCCUCGGACAUUCGGCGGCUGUGUAACGGAAAGCCAUUCCGUUCGGGACGCAGCAGCAGCAGCAGCUCAGCUCCUCCGCUGCCCCCGAAACCAAGUGCAAAGGCUCUAGGAAUCUCUGACCACAUGAAAUGUCCAGCUGAAACGGAACUGGAAGCUCGUCGGCCCUCGCUGCAUCGUUCUAAAUCAGACUUGAGCGACCGCUUGGCUCGGUCUGGCGCAGAUGCAGAGAGGUUCUUUAACUACUGCGGCCUGGAACCAGACCAGCUUGAGGGUUUUGUUGAAGGCUUCGGUCGUGCCAGCUCUGAUAUCGUAUCACUGAACUUCCGUAGUGCCAGCAUGAUCAGCUCGGACUGCGGCCGCUCACGACACACCGACGACAACGACGACCUUUCCAAUGAAGACGAGGAUGAGGAGGAGCGAGUCCCCUAUGGAAUCUCUGCCGUUGAGCGCAACGCCCGCGUCAUCAAGUGGCUCUACAGCAUCAAGCAGGCACGAGAAUCUCAGAAAGUCUCGCAUGUUUGAGGUUUUGGAGACCAUGAACAAGCCACUCACGUAUCUCACUUCUGAUGAUACACUGUCUCUCUAUCUUUAAAGACUGACUGGAGAAACACAGCUGUUUGGAUUUCUUUAUAGGUUUAUUUUUUCUUUUUUAGUCGCUUUCCAUGUCUUCAGAUUCUGCAUGACCUCUUCACACAUCACAAAUACCCUGAUCUCCGGCUCAUCACGUGUUCAUUAAAAAGUGCUGUUUUACCGAACAGCUCUGACUCCGAGUGCGUUUAUCAUUCUUUUCUUUUCCGCCUCUGUCUGAUUUCCGUCUGUGUUUGACGCACUGAGCCAGGAAGCCAUAUGAGAAUGAAUGCAGUGCAUCAGUGUCUUUAGAUGUCUUUCCUUCUUCAGUUUUCUCUUUUCUUUUUUAAACGUGUGUGUGUUGCAGAAGCAUGUCUGAUCCAGAAACCUCUUUUCAAACACAAUAACGGCUUCCAUCAGGACGAUUUACGCACCACGUCGUGUAGUUUGGUUUGUCGUCCAUUCCACUCUGGUCGCGAUGGUACUUAUUGUUUUAAUGCGUGUACAUUCUGUAAGAUUAUGUAUAUAAUUUUGAAUUCUUUGUCAAAAGAAAAUCACAAAAAAGUAAAAGAAACAAAACAAAACCCUGGUGUUGUGUGAUGAAGAUCCUGCUGUGGUGUUCUAUCCUGUAGCUCUCGCUUUGCUCUCACUUUCCCUUUUUUAUUUGAUUUGUUUUUAUUCGCAUCGGCAGUCUGUGUUCAUGAUCGACUCUGUACAUCCCUCCUCUUAUGUUUCAAAUGUGAGCUAAUAUUCCACAUGGAGUUGUUCCUAAAAGAUUUAGUUAUUUUUAAUUAUUUCAAUAAAUGGCUAAUUCGCCAUCUUUUGCCAUCA
This is a messenger RNA of Tachysurus vachellii, 2863 nucleotides long. It is a transcript of the gene fam110b, whose product is annotated as family with sequence similarity 110 member B. Lineage: Eukaryota; Metazoa; Chordata; Actinopteri; Siluriformes; Bagridae. The transcript is spliced from 3 exons. The record is from RefSeq and is a predicted model, not a curated record. The coding region runs from base 899 to 1987 and encodes 362 amino acids.